Messenger RNA from Rhincodon typus (whale shark), 315 nucleotides. Its product is annotated as coronin-2B-like. The record is from RefSeq and is a predicted model, not a curated record. Lineage: Eukaryota; Metazoa; Chordata; Chondrichthyes; Orectolobiformes; Rhincodontidae. Gene Ontology annotation, molecular function: actin filament binding. Gene Ontology annotation, biological process: actin filament organization. The transcript has 2 exons. The annotation marks the transcript as partial.
GUGAGAAUAUGGGAAAUCCCCGAUGGUGGUCUGAAACGGAAUAUGACGGAAUCUGUUCUCGAACUGUAUGGACACAGUCGGAGAGUUGGCCUUAUUGAGUGGCACCCCACAACCAAUAACAUUCUGUUCAGUGCAGGCUACGAUUACAAGAUACUGAUCUGGAACCUAGACAUUGGCGAGCCUGUGAAGAUGAUAGACUGUCAUACAGAUGUCAUCCUCUGCAUGUCCUUUAAUACUGACGGAAGCCUGUUUGCUACUACCUGCAAGGACAAGAAGCUGAGAGUGAUCGAACCCCGGUCGGGUAAAGUACUACAG